AGGAGGGAUAUAUAUAUAGAUAGAUAGAUACUUUGGGUUGAGAAGUUAGAGGUCAUAUGUUUGGAGAAUAAAGCAAAAUAACAAAGGUCCAUUGGAGAAUGCCUGGGGGGAGGUGGGAAGAGAGGCCAGUGUUAUCAAAGGCGAAGAUAGAGUCAUAUGUUUAGUGUCGCCUCUUUAGGAUUACGCUCAUUGGCAAGGAAAAUUAUGCCUUAAAGCCUUGAUGACGACACUGAAGCGCCUUCUAAGCGAGGCAAAGCGCUCAACCUUGCGUAAAACCAGAAAGCACAUGUCAACCUUGGUAUGCAUUCUGAGAUUUUGAACAAUUAUCGGCAAAAGAAUCUUCCAAUGUUGAUUUUCUUUUUAAUUAAAACCAACAUUGAGUUUGGGGUUUUCAAACUUGCUCUCUUUUAUGGAAGUACCGGGUUGUCUUUAUGAUUUACCUGCAUUAGCUAACUAGUGGUAUCGUAUUGAUAGACGUAGAGAUGUUCUUUCUGUAUUUCCUUAAUCUUAUUCUUUGUUACUAUGCAUUUGUGUUGAUCCUGACACAUGAUAUGUUUCUUCGUGGUGCCAAUUUGUUUCAAUUCACAAGUAAUUUGGACUUAUUUGUUUUUUCAUAUAAACUUAACAGCCAAGCCAGUGUUAUUUUUACCUCCCCGACAUCUCUGAGUAUGAAGUUUUGCAUCUAUAUUAGUUGCAGGUGAAUAUAGUCACUGGACAUAAUUGGGAUAUAAAAAUAACAUAUAUCAUUUGACUGUGCAAAAAAUUUGUCUUGCCAUCUUGUCCAUAGCCAUUAGCUUCUAUUAAUUUUCUAGCUUGUUACACUAUGGAUUAUCUCAAUUUCUUUCUUUCUUUAACCAUUUCUCGAAUUAGAGUAUACUUUUUCAUGUCAGGGUAAGCUUCUUUUUUAACAUUGUCAUGCCACCUCUUCUUCAUUUAAGAAAAACACAUUGUUAUUAAGGCAAAGCACAAGUGAGAUGCAUCGUUUAUUUAUGUUGGUUACGGCUUUUUCCUCAAAAUCAAUAUUUUUACAGUUAUGGCUAUAAGGUUCUUAUUGGAUGAUAAGCUAACAUGAUUGUUACUAGUCGAUAAGUGGUAUAUCUAUUUUUUACUCCUACAAUCAAUUAGGGGGUCAGUAUGGUUGCUACUUUGAAUUUUUCUUGAACUUUUAGUAUCACAAUUUUCAUGGUAGCUUCAUCAUCUUGCCUAAGUAAUAAAAGACUGGUUAAGGGAUGUGCUUAUUAAAUAAAAGACUUGUUAUGGGACGUGAAACAAGAAAGAGAAACUAGAGUAGAAGAGAGAAAUCUAGAGAGAACCUAGAGAAUUCUUACUUGAUGAUCCUUAUGUUACAAAGCACACCUAUUUAUUGGUGUAAUCCUAUACAAAACCUAAAAGUUUGUGUAAAUGUAAUAAAUUAUUGGGGCUAUACUUUAAUUGUGAUUAUUCAUUCCUUGACUUUGGUUUUUUUUUUUUAUUAGGUAUUUUUGACUUUACCAUUAAUCUCCAUGUGGGUGAGCUAAUCUUCUUGACCUUUAUUCAUGUUAUCACUUAUUCAAUGUGGAUGUCUUCUAAUGAUCCUUCUCAAGUUAGAGCGUAAAAAUAUAGGCUCCAAGUUUACGCACCUGUGCUCGAUUCUUGGACCUCGGGGUGCUUUGGUAAACAUGUCUGCAAACUGAUCAUUUGAAAUAACAAAAUUGGUAGAGAUAAUCUUGAGUAGUAUUUUCUUACGUAUAAAAUGACAAUUGAUCUCAAUGUGUUUUAGUUCUUCGGGAAUUACUGAAUUAUACACAAUGCACAUUGCAGUUUGAUUGUCACAAAACAUUUCCUUUUCUGUAAUUUUUCAAAUUUUAACUCGAGUAACUGCUCGACCACCUAAUUUCACAUAUUUGCAAGGGCAUAGUUCUAUACUUUGCUUUGAACCACAUUUUGCAUCUUACUUCUUCAAAAGAUUUACGUUCCGCCAUUUAAUACGAUGUAGCUGCACACGGACCACCUGUUAGAUGGAGAUCCGACCUAUCCUCCAUUUGCAUAAUAGAAAAUUUUGUUGGUUCCUUGAUCAUUGUAUAAAAUUAUAUGGAAGGAACAUCCCGUGACUAUCAUUUAGGAUCUUGUGGAAAUUGACUAAUCACUAACGACACUGACUUCAGAUGAAAUAUCCGGGCAAUAAUUUGAUUUCCCUACUAAUUACUUAUGGUGUUCUGGUUCUGAUAGGGGCUCCCCUGUUCCCGAAGUGUGCUCAUUGAUCGUCAGUUAGUCAUACUAGUUUUAUCCAAAAUCUAGAGCAAGAGAUGACUACAUUCUAGUUGGACUGAACAACGUCUAUGCUGAGGCGAAAUUUAAGCCUCCUAAUUUCUUGGUUUGAAAGCGAGUAAAGAGCUGACUCUUUAGCGCCUCAAUCUCUUUUUGUUCAUCUCUAGCUCUGACAACCAUAUACGACAAGGUAUAGACUCAAACCCUGUGCCUUGUGUCAACAGAAGUGAAAUGAUCCAGUUUACUAAGGACAAAUCCAGAUUGAUGACUGCAGAACUGAAGUGUCCGGACUAUGCUCGUGAAGAUUGUCUCAAAUCAUAAAGAUGAUCAAUGAAGUUGACAUGCUAAACCAGGCUAUAUCUUAAGCAACAAAAAAGAUUGCCUGCAGAGAUUAUCCACAUCCACGACAUCUUUGUGCUAAAUUUCCCUUUGGUUCUACUCCACAUGAAAGGCACUGUGAUCAGUGCCAUUGUUACGUUUGUGACACACUUGCUCCAUGUGUCUACUGGUGCACUGGUGUUGCCCAUUGUCAUGCUACUGACAAGGAGAAGUAUUGGAAAUCACAGAGACAAAGCACAAGGAAAAUUGAUAUACCGCUUUUAUUGGUUCCUCCAGGCCCUAAUACUUCAGUGUCUGUUCACCCGCCCGUAUCUAACCAAGCUCCUGGUUUGGUUUGGAAAUCACCUAAUUAUCCGCCACAGAACCAAAGAAUUAGACAAGCCCCAAUUCGUCCUUGUUCUAUGUCAAGCAGUCCUGGGUUACCGAAUUUAGCGAGACAGCGACUUACUGAUCUUAGAGACAAUUUUCAUAGCCGUGUUGUCUCUCAACAGUUGCACAAUGCAAGCAUUAACGUUAGUCCAAGGGACAAAAGGCACAAUGUUAGUCACAUGGGUCCCCAGUUUUUUACUAUCCGAACAGCGUUCAAAAGGGCAGGGUCAUCUGGACAGGCUUUGGCAACUGGUAGAUCGGGCUAUAAUUCAUCCAGUGCUAGUUCUGUGCCUCAAUUUGGUGGAAAUCAUUCUUCAGUGGCUAGGUGGCAAGAGCUUUAUGGCAGGGUGCCUGUAGGCUCGAAUAAAUAUCUCGCUUCCUCCCAGCCCAAUGCUGGUAUACUUGGUGCUAGUUCUGUUUCUUGCCAACUUCAACUACAUAAGCAGCCUGGUCUUGUGCGUGCCUCUGCAAAUUAUGUAUUAACAGAACCAGAGAUACUCUCUCAGCCCAAUGCUGAGAUACGUGGUGCUAAUGCUGUUUCUUCCCAACAUCGACUACAUGGGCAGCCUGCUCUGGUUGGUGUAUCUGCAAAUUAUGCACCAAUGGAGCCUGCGAUUCCCUCUCAGCCCAGUGCUGGCAUAGCUGGUGCUAAUCCUAUUUUUGUCCAAGCUCAAUUACCUAGGCAGCCUAGUCUUGUGGGUGUAUCUGCAAAUUAUGCACUGAUGGAACCUGAGAUAUCCUCCCAGCCCAGUGCUGGCAUGCUUGAUGCUAAUGCUGUUUUAUUCCAACCUCAAUUACCUAGGCAGUCUAGGUUUGUGGAUGCAUCUGCAAAUUAUGCACCAAUGGAACCUCAGAUACCCUCUCAGCCACAAGUUAGUGUAUGUGCAAAUUCGGCGUCUUCGGAAGCUCCAGCAUUCUCUCUACCCUAUGCUAAUUCAUCACCUUCUCAACCUCACUUAUCUACACUUCCUAGUGUUCUAAGUGAAUUUGAAAGUUUUAUUUCAUCUGAAAAUGCAGUAUCCUCCCAGUCAAAGGUGGGUAAUAUGUACAAUAACCCAUUAUCAUCUGAAGCCCAAAUGUUCUCUCAACUUUAUGCAGCCGGAAACUCUACUAACAAUUUGCCUCAGCAAUCUUCGGUGUCCCAGUUGUCCAAUCAGCCAGAUGAUGGAACCUCAUCUAGAAGUUCAAUCCCCUGCAAUGGCCAUUUGCCUUCCCCUGCUAGGACAGGAAGCGCCUCUGGAAGCAGGCACGAGAACACUUCUGCUUGCCAGCCUAAACUAUGUAGACAGCAAAUUUCAUCAUCUGAUAGCCAAAGUACUUCCCAACAUGGAUAUCAAGGCGAAAAUGCUUUUGUUCUAAGUUUCGAAGAAUUUGACUUUGGUUGGGAAACACAUGUUAGCCAAACUAACAAUUUGGGUAAGGUAUAUAAUCCUAACCUUGCAGAGUCAACGGAGAUAAGUAGAUUUUCUCAGUCAAUUGAAAGCACACCCGAUUUGGACAUUCUGUAUGAUGAUUGAUUAUUUUCUGGACCUUCAGAGGCACCAGUUUCCACAGGAUUCAACAUAUUGUCCCCUGAAGUUCCUCCUGUAGAUUCUGGAUUCUUUGUUGACUUUUAAAUGUUGGAGGUAUUCUUGAUGAAACAUAGCCUUUUCGUUCCUUCAAAGUUUUUUCUUUUGAAAACAAAGUUAGGAAUGCUUCUCCCCUUUAAGGGUAGAAGAGUACAUAUUGUUUUGAAGAGGUAGGGUUAACGGGUUAAAUAUUCUUUUGGUGUAAACUGCUUUUGCAUCUAAGAGACCAAUUUCAUCCACCUGUACAUGGUAGUACUAAUUUCUUAUGUAAAGCUAUAUUAAUAGCAGAUGUUUUCACCAAAAACUGACUUCAAUGGAGAGAUGAUCUACAAUUGUCAAUUUUUAUGGAUAUCAGUGCUUGGCGUAGACCUGAUUGGUUUUA
Molecule: messenger RNA, 4905 nt
Organism: Nicotiana tabacum (common tobacco)
Lineage: Eukaryota; Viridiplantae; Streptophyta; Magnoliopsida; Solanales; Solanaceae
Source: RefSeq, a predicted model, not a curated record